AUGAGCUUCGGCUUCGGAAUUGGAGACUUUAUCGCAGUCCUCGAACUGGCGAACCGAGUGCGGAAACGUUUCGUGAAUGCCUCUACUCAGUUUCAAGGGAUUUCAGAUGAUGUGAAGGUAUUAUCGAAUGCUUUACGUGACAUCGACGAUUAUGGACCCGAUGAAAGCCUAGAUGAACAACGAAAAAGGGAUUUGAACCUGAUCUCAAAAAGCUGUCAAGGUGUACUAGAGAAUCUCGACCGCAAGCUUGACAAAUACCAAGAGCUCGGCGCCAGCUUUAAAUCUAUUGACAUGAAAAGGAUUCCUCGCUGGGCUUGGGAGCGAAUUCACUGGGACCAGGCGGAAAUACAAGAUUUUAGAAAUCAGAUCUCACAAAACAUCGACGCCCUCAAUUUACUGCUCACCGGAAUCAACAGUCAUGUUGCCCUUCAAACAAAGAAUCUGGUCAUGUCCACAAAAGUGGAGAUCGACGGUCUUGUUCGACACCAAGACCGCGAACAACAGCAGAGGAUACUCGAGUGGCUUUCUCCAAUAAAUGCCGCCGCUAAGCAAGCGGAUAUCUUUGGUCGUUGUCAGAAAGGAACAGGCCAAUGGUUUCUUCAAACAGAGAGCUUCCAACAAUUGGUUCACUCUACAACGCCGUCUCAACGUACUGUGUUUUGCCCGGGUAUUCCUGGAGCAGGUAAAACCUUCGUGGCAUCCACAGUGGUGAACACACUCCAGGAAUUAUACUGGUCCAACCACGAUGUUGGCGUGGCCUUCUUCUACUGCGAGUUUCGGGAACGUGUCACACUUGAAAACAUCCUGGGCUGUAUCUUGGGGCAGCUAGCUCGGAAGCUCUCAGUAUUCCCUGAGCCUCUUGAAGACCUCUAUGAUGAUCAUCUGGUAACGGAAACACGUCCAUCAGUCAGUACCCUUCUUGAGGUCCUUGAUACUACCCUGUCAAGGUUUGUUAAAGCCUUCAUUGUAAUUGACGCAUUAGACGAGUGCCUACUGCCAAGUGGAAUGCGUGCAACUCUUAUCGGAAGCAUCUUCGAGCUCCAGGCAAGACAUAGCCUGGGCUUCCUAGCCACCUCGAGAGAUGAUCCAGAAAUUGGGGUCAAGUUUGACGGUAGACCUUGCUUGAGAAUCCGGGCGAACGAAGAUGACAUCGAGAAAUUCCUCCGAGGCCAGAUAGACCAGGUGGACGUCCUUCCGAGUUUUGUUCAACGGAAACCAGACUUGCAGAAGGAAAUUAUUACCAAAAUUACCAAGGCUGUGGAUGGAAUGUUUCUUCUUGCUCGAUUGCAUUUCGAUUCACUGAAAGGGAGUUUAUCACCAGCGAAAAUCAGGAACAAGCUCAAGACCCUUUCUAGCAGGCUAGAUGCUGCUUAUGAGGAUGCCAUAAAUCGCAUCGAGAGCCAGCUUCCAGAACAAAGCCACACCGCAAAGGAAGUUCUCGCAUGGAUCGUUUGCGCGACGCGGCCUUUAACCCCCAGAGAGCUUCAACAUGCACUCGCAGUUGAGAUAGGGGAGCUUUGCCUCGAUGAGGAAAAUAUUCCCGAAAUCAAUGAUCUUAUUUCAAUUUGCGCCGGGCUAGUCACGACUGACGAGCAAAGCAAUACCAUCAGAUUGGCCCAUUAUACAACUCAAGAGUACCUCGAGCAGAAAUGGACUAGUCUAUUUCCUGAUGCUCAUUCUUUGCUUGGCGGUGUUUGCGUCACAUAUUUGAAUUUUGAUGCUUUUCAGAGCGGAGUUGCAUCCUCUAGCGAGGAACUCCUUGUGCGCCUCGAAGGCUACCCCUUCUAUUCCUACUCGGCAUUGAACUUUGACAUUCAUAUCAAAUCCCAAGAUGAUCAUUUAGACAUGAUAUUGGACCUGAUGAGGAAUGAUAGAAAUGUGACUGCCUGUGCCCAAAUCCUCCUUUAUGAAAGAGAGCCAGAGGUUGCCCGUCCACGUAUGGUUCAGGAUACGAAAGGCCUGCAUCUCUCAAUUUAUCUUGGAUUUUACGAGGCUGCAAAAGUUCUUCUAACAGAAGGCUGGCACGUCGAUAUUUUCGAUAGCGUCCAGCGAACUCCAUUGUCAUGGAUGGCCGAGUUCGGAUUGCACGGGGCAGUUGAUUUCUUGUUGACCCAGGGAGCGGAUCCAAACUGUAGGGAUAUUGACGGUCACACCGCUAUAUCCUAUGCAGUUUCUCGAGGGCAUGAGGAUAUAUUCCAGAUCCUCAGAGAAAGAGGGGCGGAUAUGGAAGUCAAAAAUGAAAACAGGCGAACUCUCCUAUUCGAUGCAGUUUGGGGUAACCAUGAGAGGAUGGUGAAGCUCCUUCUGGACGAGGGUAUUGAUGUAAAUUGCGAAGAUCACCACAAACAAACUGCCCUUUUCCUUGCGAUACAAUGCCUCUAUAUCUUUUAUGGGCAGUCCGAGACAAGUCAAAGAGUCAAAAUCGUGGAGUUGCUAUUAUCAAAAGACGUCGACCUUUCCCACAAAGACGAAAGCGGCAAGGUUGCCUUAUCAUAUGCAGUGCAAGGCGGAAACGAGAGCCUGGUAAAACUACUCCUUGAAGCAGGUGCCGAUAUAGAGAUCCAGAAUGACGAAGGCGAGACUGCACUGUCAAAUGCAGUGAGGCAUGGGCAUGAAAACAUCACCAAGCUUUUGUUGGAAUGGCAUGCUAACCCCAUGUGCAAGAUUUAUGAUGGCCUGACGCCACUGUCAGCCUCAGCAAGACAUGGGAAUGAGUCUAUGGUGCGCAUUCUUCUAGCAGGCGGCGUUGAUCCCAACGGCAAGGAUCAUUUUGAGAUGUCUGCGCUUUCACAUGCAGCUUUGUUCGGACAUGUGUCUAUUGUGAAUAUUCUGCUUGAAAAUCACGCCCAUCCAAACUGCAAGGAUAUCGAGGGUCGUACUCCAUUGCUCUGCGCGGCGGGGAAUGGCCACUUGCCAGUGGUCACCAUUCUGCUCAAACCAGGAAUUGACGCGAACUUUGAGGAGGACAUCUAUGGUCGAACCCCAUUGCACUAUGCAACGUCGAACGGUCAUCAUGCGGUGGCUGAUUUGCUAUCAAGUAUGGGGUGUGUUGCUAAAGAACCCCAAAGCAGAGCGGUUAAGAUAGAUCGUGGGAGCCAAAGCAAGGUCAAAACCUUCACGAUAGAGUAUUAA
Molecule: messenger RNA, 3132 nt
Organism: Penicillium paradoxum
Lineage: Eukaryota; Fungi; Ascomycota; Eurotiomycetes; Eurotiales; Aspergillaceae
Exons: 4
Coding region: 1-3132 (1043 amino acids)
Biological process (GO): regulation of transcription by RNA polymerase II
Cellular component (GO): nucleus
Molecular function (GO): RNA polymerase II-specific DNA-binding transcription factor binding
Source: RefSeq, a predicted model, not a curated record